CGUUAUUAAAGGUUUGUUAGUUAAUGCAGCAUUAAAAUAUUAAUGAGUCAUUAAAGCUUUCUUAUUCUUUAAAUAUUACCCAUAAUGCUAUGCUCGUCAACUUCCGGGGCGUCUGCUUUGUUUGUAAACAUUCUAGCAAGAUGACAGACGCCGACGUCCAAACAAAGUUAGGUAGAAACCGGGGGAAAAAUUUUGAUACUAGCGAGAUUCAGCUACUUGCUGACUUGGUUGAAAAAAAAUAUCGUCACAAUUAACAGCAAGUUUACGAAUACGAUCACUAACGAAAAGAAGAAGAAAGUAUGGGAAAAUAUCACGUCACAGAUUAAUGCUUUAGGAAUUGCAAAUCGAUCGAUUAAAGAAAUAAAAACAAAGUGGACAAAUAUGCACCAAACUGCAAAAAAAGAUUUCAGUAGCAACAAACUGUCCCAGAGAAAGACGGGUGGUGGCCCUUGCGCCAAACCACUAUCGGUAGUGAGUGAGAAGAUCGUUGAUCUCUACAAAGACUCGCCUACAUUUAAUGGGUUGUCUGGGUUUGAAACGCAAUCCACUGACGAAAGCAACAUAGAGGUGAUUGGCUCCCCCACUACUGUGUCAAUUUUGACGGAAUUGCUGAUUCCAAGUGUUCAAGAAAGUGGAGACCAGGUCCCCGAAGAAUGUUGUGAGCAGGCGCAAAACGACGAGUCUUACCACUACCGAAGCAACAGAAAAACCUACUUCAAGUACAGUCACAACUGCGACGACUUGUAUGGAGUCAAGCAUGUCAAGAAAUGUAGGAAAUAGUGGCCGGCGUAAGAGGAUUAGACCUGAAGAUGUGACACAAAUGCAGUACGCCGUAUUGGUAGAGCAACAACGGAAAUUACGGGAACAAACGACGUUCUACAUGCUUAUGAACAAGAAGCUACGACAGGAGUUGGAAAUGCCUUCCGAGGACUAGUAAACGAAAUAAAAAUGAUCAACAAUUA
Magallana angulata is the source of this 962-nucleotide messenger RNA. RefSeq lists its product as uncharacterized. Lineage: Eukaryota; Metazoa; Mollusca; Bivalvia; Ostreida; Ostreidae. The transcript has 3 exons. The record is from RefSeq and is a predicted model, not a curated record. Bases 382 to 780 code for a protein of 132 amino acids.